Messenger RNA from Prorocentrum cordatum, 2802 nucleotides. Lineage: Eukaryota; Dinophyceae; Prorocentrales; Prorocentraceae. The record is from the annotation of a GenBank genome assembly.
CUGCUGCACGGCCGGGCUGUGUACGAUGCAGAGCCCGGUGGACACAACCUUGCCAGUUUCUCCAAUGUCUCCUCUGUGAGCCUGCCUGACAGCCUCGUCGGCGCCCCUUCGGUGCAGGAGGUUGUGGGCCCAGAGGCGAGCCAAUUCUUGGAGCAGAACUACGAGCGCAUGCUGCGCACCUCGACGGACUUUUUGGAGCGACAGGAGUCGCUGCCCUCUAUAACUCCCUAUUGGGACCCUGUGCUUUCUCGCAGCCGCCGCAAGUUUCUGCGGCUGAUGCGGGCGCUUCUGCGGAUUGGACUGGUCGCGCUUUUGCCAGCUGGUUCGGCGCAGGAGCACGUCGGUAUGUUCUUUGUGAAGAAGCGGGUGAGCAUCGUAUGGCUAAUGUUCCUGGUCUUCGUGAUUCUGUCCUCCUUCGCGAUCGUGGUCGGCCUGGGGUCUUCAGGUUUGCUGAGAAAAGGCGAGGACGAGAAGGGGGGGCUCGUCUUGGAGGGCUCCGGGAUAUGUCACUACAUCUACGUUGACAAUCUGGGUGUUCUCUCUUGUGAUCCCUCUCAUACCUCGUCCAUCCUGUCCGACGCGGCGGCUCGUUUCGAGAGCGUUGGGCUCGUGACCCACGAGCACGAGGUGAGUGCCACUUCGUCGAAGGCCCUGGGGGCCCACAUAGACCUCGAGGGCCUUAGAGUUUCUCUUGCGCCCGCUCGACUGUGGAAGGUGCGCCAGGGUGUUCUGUAUGCCUUGUCGUGUCGGAAGCUGUCUGGACGUGUCUGGGAAGCGCUGCUGGGCCACCUCGCCUUCUGCGCGCUGAUCAAUCGUAGCAUGAUGAGUGUCUUCAGGAGUAUCUAUGCCUUCAUAAAUAAGUACUACGCUACCCCUAUGCCGCUGUGGGACACCGCUAGGCAGGAGAUGCUGACCGCUGCCUCCCUCCUGUUCCUGAUGGAUGCCUCGUGGACGCUGCCCUGGUCCCCUGGUGUCGUGGCCACGGACGCUUCGGAGGGGGGGUUCGGGGCCACUGUCUCAGAGUGGGACCCUCAGGACGUCUCGGAGGUGGGGGGGAUCCUGGAGAGGGGCCGCUUUCGGAAGCUUCCUGGAGUUUCUGCCCGGUCGAGGUUUUUCGGGAGUCUUGAGGAGCUUGGAUCUGAGGCGGACGAGGGGGAGUUCGACAGGCCGUAUGAUGUGGACUCUAGCUUCCCGGAGGUCCCCCACAAGCUGCUCUCGCAAGCCCACUGGAGUACCCUUCUGGCGGGCCCCUGGAAGUACUUUGACGAGGGCAUUUUCACCUUGGAGGCUAGGGCCCUGGUCCUGGGAUUUCAGGCGCUGGUGAGCGAGUGCCAAGUCAGGAUCGCGAGGGUGCUCUUCUUGGUUGAUAACAUGGGGGUGUGUCUAGCCUUCGCUCGGGGGCGCACCACGGACUUCAGGAACCUGGUGACGUUCACGCCGGCGCCCGCGACUGGCAGGGCGACCCGGGCCCGCUGUCUGGCGUCCGGGGACGCGCUGGUGGCGAAGCUGGAGCAGGCCCCGAAGGAGAAGGAGCAACGGACGCUCGACGAGUUGAGCGACGGAGAGGUGACAGACAAGGACGACGAGAGCGACGCGACCUCCGACACCGUGAAGGUUCAAGUGCGGCCGGCUCGCCGAGUGCGAGUCUUGGCGGCCCCGCGGGUCGGGCGAGCGCGCCAGCCGGUGGAGGCGAAGCGGCUGCAGGGGCUGGGUCUUCUGCCGCUGGAGUCGAGCGCGGUUCAGUGGACGACGGAGACAGACUACUACGACGCGGUGAACGCCUGGCGGGCUCGAGCCCGCGAGCUGGGCGAGCCUCUCGGCGUGGCUGCCGAGGUGGGCGCGUCGGUGGUGCGGCAGCUGCAAGAGCUUUUCGACCAAGGCGAGAACCUCAGCAAGGGCGAGAAGCUCGUGGCCGGGCUGGAGCACUUCCUGCCCGAGUUCGGGCGGCAUGGAGGCCUUCAUCUUUCCCGGUGCUACCGGGCUCUGAAAGGCUGGAGACGCCGCUGCCCGCCACGAUCGCGCCGCCCCCUGGCCUUCAGCAUCUGGGCAGCCAUCAUCUGGGAGCUGUGCCGCGCGAACUUCUGGAACAUGGGGGUGUACACGCUGUUCAUGCUGGUGACCUACAUGCGGCCCUCGGAGCCCCUGAAGCUGCUGAAGGAGGACCUCCUCGCCCCGGCGCAUGGGCUCUCUGCCUCGUGGAUCUGCUUCGCCUUCCGGCAGGGGCGGGGAGCGGCGUCCAAGACGUACGCGACGGACGAGAGCAUCGACCUGAGCUGCAGGUGGGUGCCCUACCUGACGACGGUGGUUGCUGCGCUGCGAGCAGGCGACCCCAAGGCCAAGGUCUUCAACUUCAAGUACAGCAGCUACACGCGCCAGUUCAAGAUCGCCUGCAAGAAGCUGGGGCUGACGGCCGUGCCUUAUCAGGCAAGGCACUCAGGCGCCUCCAUCGACGCCGCCAUGAGGUAUCGCACCCGGGCCGAGAUCAAGAGCAGGGGACGGUGGAAGGCGGGCGAGUCGGUGCUGAGGUACGACAGCAAGGCCAAGAUUGUCGAGAGCGUCGACAAGCUGAGCGCCUCGUUGGCGUCUCACGUGCACAGGUGCGAGCUCCAGCUCGGGCCCCUUUUGUGCGGCCAGAUCGACCCCUCGGCCAUCGCACCGCCCGUCAUCCCGAGCUCGGCCCGCAGGGUCCUCAAGCUCAUUCGGUGCAUCCACGCCCUGGGCAUCCCGUGGGCCGUCGAGAACCCAGCGACGAGUUUACUUUGGUGGGUCCCAGGCUUCAUCCAGUUCGCGAACGAUCCCAAG